This is a messenger RNA of Cololabis saira (Pacific saury), 5947 nucleotides long. Its product is annotated as receptor-type tyrosine-protein phosphatase gamma-like. Gene Ontology annotation, cellular component: plasma membrane. The transcript is spliced from 23 exons. Gene Ontology annotation, biological process: protein dephosphorylation. Bases 387 to 3713 code for a protein of 1108 amino acids. The record is from RefSeq and is a predicted model, not a curated record. Lineage: Eukaryota; Metazoa; Chordata; Actinopteri; Beloniformes; Belonidae. Gene Ontology annotation, molecular function: protein tyrosine phosphatase activity; carbonate dehydratase activity; protein binding.
GAGGAGCAGCAGCUCCGGCUCAGACACGCAUCUCUUCUCUCCCUCUCCGCCGCGGCGAGGCGCGCACUGGCCCGCGGGUUCCUCUCCUCCUCUCCUCACAGCCUGUCUGGUCCUGGCUCUGCGUGCACCUGUCCUCCUCUCCUCCUCUCCUCCUCCUCCUCCUCAUCCUCAGCAUCCUGAGCUGAGCGCUUCCCGGCGGGUUCGGGAGGAGCUCCGUCCCCCGCGGAGCCGCGGCUGCGCCUCUCCGGUGCUGCGUCUCCCGCUCCAGCUUUUACGCAGCCAAAGGCGUCACUGAACUGACGCGCAAAAAAAAAAAAAAGAAGGGGGACAAACUCAACAGUUGUGGCCGCUUUAACCAUCCCCACAUCCAUGCGUAUAUCACUAACAUGUGGAGGCUACUACAGUCGUGGAUUUUCUUCCUGCUUUUCCCAGCGUCCGUGCUGCUCCGGGCCGAGUGUCAUCCCGCACGGACAGGAAACCAUGCUGAGCCCCAAGGCCCGAUCCAAAGAGCCGUUGGGAAACGACUCAUUAGAGCGACCGAUGAGGAGACCUACUGGGCCUACUCAGGUACAUAUGGGCCAGAUGAGGGCUGGGCAUCUGCCUACCCAGAAUGUAAAGACAAAAACCAGUCACCCAUCAACAUCGUGGACCAGGAUGCCAAAGUCUCAACAGAGUAUCAGGAACUGACACUAGAGGGAUUUGCCACCGAAUCCUCCAAUAAAACAUCAAUGAAGAACACAGGAAAAACAGUGGCCAUUACGUUAAAAGAUGAUUAUUUUGUCCGGGGAGCAGGCCUACCAGGGAGAUUUAAGGCUGACAAAGUCGAGUUUCAUUGGGGUCCAAGCAAUGGAUCUGAGGGCUCUGAGCAUGGUAUUGAUGGCCGGCGUUUUCCUGUGGAGAUGCAGAUCUACAUGUACAACUCUGACGACUUUGAUAGUCUGAAUGCGGCGCUCAGAGAGCAGAGGAUCAUCGCAGCCAUGGCUGUUUUUUUUCAGGUUAGAGAGAAGGACAAUCCUGCCGCCGCCCCCAUCAUCCAUGGCCUGAAAGGUGUUGUCCAUCAUGAAAAAGAGACCUUCCUGGAGCCAUUUGUGCUGAAGGACUUGUUGCCGUCCUCACUGGGAAGUUACUAUCGUUACACUGGUUCUUUGACCACUCCGCCCUGCAGUAAGGUGGUAGAGUGGAUCAUCUUCAGCAGACCAAUCUACAUCUCCUACAAACAGUUGGAGGCUUUCUACUCCAUCUUCACCACAGAGCAGCAGGACCAUGUGAAGUCGGUGGAAUACCUGCGCAGCAACUUCAGACCCAUCCAGACCAUCGAUGGCCGCCACGUCCUCAAGUCAGCCGUCAGGGACGCCUGGAUGCCUGACCUCUCAGACAACGGCCGCAGGCCGUACGACGCAGAGCCUUCCAAUGUGUGCAGCAGUGCUCCGAAGAACAUGAAGGUUCAGCACGUGAACAGCAGUGCUCUGGUGGUCCGCUGGGCUCGUCCCGAGGUCACCUACCACCCGCCCAUCCUCCACUUCCUGGUGUCCUACAGCUGGACGGCCCACGACGACAGCUUUGAGGAAACACACCUCACAGAUGCCAGACAAAGACUGGAGGCCAUCAUUUCUCCCGUCUCUCCUGACGUGCUCUACCUGUUUCGAGUUCAAGCCAUCUGCAGGAGCGACAUGCGCAGCGACUUCAGCCAGAGUAUGCUCUUCAGAGCAAACACAACCAGGAUCUUUGAGGGGACGAGGAUCGUAAAAACUGGAAUGCCCACGUUGUCUUCAGCCUCCUCCGCUGACAUGGCUCCCAUCUCCUCCGGCUCGUCGACCUGGACCUCCUCCGGUAUCCCCUUCUCCUUUGUAUCCAUGGCAACAGGCAUUGGCCCGUCGUCCAGCGGUAGUCAGGCCACAGUGGCAUCGCUAGUGACCAGCACUUUACUGGCCGGCCUGGGCUUCAGCGGCGGUGUCCUCGCGUCCUUCCCCAGCUUCAUUUGGCCGAGCAGAGCAGCGGUUCAUAAUCCGGCCUCUGCGUGCCAGACCACCAGAGGCAGCGGCCCCACCAGAGCCGCCUCUGCGGCCAGCACGGCUGCAGCCAAAGACCAGGGCGAAGCCGGAGAGGAAGAGAACAUCGAAGGACAAAGAAAUAAUAAAAGGGGUGAAAGAGCAGAUAAGAACAAAGAGGAUAAAAAAGAGAGGAAAGGGUCUGAAGGUGUGAACAAGGCAGAGAGGAAGAGUGGGAUUCCAGACUUCCCUGCACUGAACAAAAAGCAGACAGAACGGGAUCCAAUUAACCCACGACCGAGCAGAGAAGUCCAGUCAGAGGUGUAUAUCCAUAAUCCACUUAACUCUACCCCCGCCACCACAAAGGGAGUUGAUGAAAUUUGUGCACUCCCUGUCCCUGAAGAGCCUGCAGCCAGAGCCUGGGACCAGACUCCCUGGUCCUUCUCCGUCCAUCCCGACCCCCCCAACAGGGGGACCAACCUGACCCCUCAGACUAAGCCUGGGUCCGGAGCGGGACUGGGCCGUGCGGAGCGGCUUCUACCUUUGGUGGUGCUGUUUUCUCUAACCUUCUUCUACCUCAUUCCUCUGCUGGUGGUGCUUCUGCACUGGAGGCGCUGUUUCCGCGCUGCCCGUUUUCAUGAGGAAUACAGGGAUUCACUAACGAUGGCGCCCAAUGAGAUUGUCCCUUUUAUCUCCAUCCAAGAUGAAAUGGAAGCCAUUCCAGCCAAACAGUUCAUCAAAUAUGUUUCUGAGCUCUUUUCAUAUAAUGAACUGGGAUUAUCAGAAGAUUUUGAGGAGGUUCUAAGGUGUCCUGCUGAUAUGAGCAUGAUGUUGGACAACUCAAACAACCCCCACAACAAAUGCAAGAACAGAUACAUCGACACAUUCGCCUAUGACCAUUGCAGAGUGAAGCUGAGGCCGCUGGCUGGGACAGACUGCAAACACGCUGACUGCAUUAAUAUCAGCCAUGUGGAUGAACCGUAUACCUUCGUUCAUGAGGCCUUGGUGGAAGCUGUUUCGGGGAAACGGUUUGAAAUGUCCGCCUCCCGUCUUCAGAGCUCCUUCAGCAGCUUCACGUCAGCAGGACACUGUGGCCAGACACACCACCAGAAACAGUUCAAGGUGAAGGGACGUGUCAUAUUCAUCACCUUCAAGAUCAGACCAAUGUUGAUCAGUGGAUGCAACACAGUGUCCAGCGACUCCGUCACCACUCAGAAGGAGUGCGAUAAGGAAAAAGGUUCUUACCAGGUGUCAGUGGAGCGAGCCAGGGUCAGCCCAGCACCUCUGUGUGGCACCAGGAUCGUAGAUUAUACUGAGGCUUCUUACAUCAUGGAUGAUUUUGUGCUGAGAAUUCGUCACUUUCAACGCCCACGGGAGCCGAACCCCACUGACUACCCCCAUAGUAUCUUGGAGCUCAUAAUUACUAAAGAGCAGACGACAACACAAGCUGGACCAGCUCUCAUCCAUGACAGGUUGGGGGUGUGGCAUGGCCUAGCCACCUCACCCGAGGAGCUUGGGAGUAAAUGUGUUGUCGACGUACAUGAAGUGGCCAGGAUGAUCAACCUCUUCACCAACACUCGGUACCAGGAUCUACUCAAGGGUCUGUUCAGCCACGUCGGCACCAAGGAGAACUGUUUGGGUCAUCUGGCUAGGAACUUUAACGGCGCUGUCAUGCCCACGUUAGGCCAGUCAGACCGGGCAGUGAACACAGAGUUCCCGGUCUAAACGCCAGGAAUGGGAGUGACGCCCAGACCUUGUGACGUCACCGGGGCCACAGGGGAGCCGCUACAUUUUCUAAAACGUCACAAAACUAUUGUGGACAAGACUUUUUGAGGCCUUUUUGCCAGAUUCUUGGUUAAAGUAAACAUUCUAAUUACUUUUUUUACACUUAUGAAGUUUUACUUUUAUUUUUGCCAUGUAAUGUCUUAAUGUUUCCUUUUAAAGGACUUUCACCUGCCUGUUUAAGUUUCACAACAGCACUUGUAGGCAACGAGAAACUUUCUUUUUCUUGUUGGCACUAUAAAAUGUCAGUGUUACUGCCUACAAACGUGAACAAAUUUGUUGGUUUCCUUCCAUUAAAGAAAAAAAAACACAAUGGUCACUGAAAUAACUUGAAACUGACUUAAGUUAUAUUAGUUUCGAAUUCACUGAAAUUCACGAAAGACAAUCAGACAUUGCUUUUGAAUGCUGAUUUACAAGAAUCUUUAAGGGCAAAACAAAAACAAAAAAACUAAUGAAACUGGGAUUAACAAGUUACUCAAUUUGAUUAUAUUGUUGCACAAUAUUUUUAAUCAGUCACUGCAAUCAAGUGAUUUCUGAAACAUCCACCGUGACUUCUGCACCUGUAGGCAGGUAUUUUGUUCCACCCUUCAAGACCGAUUUACAUUUUCACUAGGAUUUAGAUCAACACUCAUAGAGGGCUAUUUCAGAAAGGUCCAGUGUUUUGUUUUUCAACAUUUUUGGGUGUUUUUAGAUGUCUGUUUUCAAUUCAGUUUGUGCAGUUUGUGUUUUGGGUCAUUAUCCUGUUGGAGGACCCUGGAGCUGCAACUGAGACCAAGCUUUGUGACACUCAGCAGCACGUUUGUCUCCAGAAUCCCUUGAUAGUCUUGAGAUUUCAUUGUGCCUACACAGAUGGAGGACAUCCUGUACCAGACGCAGCAGAGCAGCUCAAAAACAGAACCGAGCCUCCUCCAUGCUUCACAGUAGAUACAGUCUUCUUUUCUUUGAACGCUUCAUCUUUGCAUCUGUGAACAUAGAGAUGAUGUGAUGCCAAAGAGCUCCAGUUUUGGUUUCAUCCCUCUGAAGGACAUUGUCUUAGAAGCUUUGUGACUUGUCCCUAUGGUUUACUUUCAACAGUGAAGUCCUCCUCGUGGUCCACUUUGGUUCAAACUCUGGAUAGUGUGACCUUACACUGAUGUACCUUGACAUUGGAGUUCAAUUUUAAUCUCUUUGGAAGUUGUUUUGGAGUCUUUGGUUCCCAUUCGUAUUAUCCGUUUCUUCAUUGUGUCAUCAGUUGUCCUCUUGUGUUCCCACCGUGUGGCCCUAGACUCCUAAAUAAGACUCCAGCUGUAGUCACAGGAACAUCAGGCUGCUUGGAGAUGCUCCUCUAGUCUUCACCUUUAACAUGCCUGUCUAGAAUGUUCUUUCGUAUUUCCUCAGACAACUCUCUCCUUUGCUUUCUCUGGUUCAUGUUCAGUGCGGUGGACUCCAUGAUACCAAACGGUACAGUGACGACUUGUUACCCUUUAAAUAGUCAGCAACUGACUGCAAGCUUUAAGAUUCCUGUGAUGAUAAUUGCAGGACACAUGUCAAUAUGUUCAAAUUAUUUUCACUUUUCUGAGCGUACCAAUUAAUUGGAAUUAAUUGAUUUCAAACUAAUGAAACUAGUUUCAAUAGUUAGUUUUUUGUUUUGUUGUUGUUGUUGUUGUUUUUUGGUUGUUUUUUAAAUGAUUCUGUUGAACCAGAAUUCAAAAGCAGUGUUUUAUUUUCAUAAAUGGAUUUUCAGUAAAUAGUUUUUAUUAUGACUUUUGUCAAUUUUUCACGUUAUGUCAAUUAACAUUGUGGAUUUUUCUGUAUUUAAUGGAAGCGGACCAACAAAUUUGUCCAUGUGUGUAUAUUAAAACUGACUAUCCUGGCCUCUCUCCAUUCAGCUGUUUUUGGGUUUUGUUCUCUUCUUAAUCUGCGUAACUGCUUCUGUGAAGGACAUCAUUCUUACCUGGCAUACGUCAUUUAUCACAAGAACCAAGAUCUCGGAUCGCUGCCACAGACCCCUGUGGUAGAAAACCUUCAGUGGUGUAACUACUGCUACUGUGAACUUUUAUGAUUAUGUCUUUGUAUAGUUCAUAUUAUGCUUUUAAUAUAUGGGAAUACUGUAUGUAUGAAUAUAAAAAUAUAUCCUUACAAUAAUAACAUUGUGACUUUUGUACAUGUCCUUUGUGGUAUCCUGCUUUCUACCGAGU